UCCCGGCUCAGUUUUUGACGUGUAUUCCAUGUGACCGCCGCGUUGUGCGGCGCCCGAGCCGAGCACAAACACGUCAAUCGGGGUUGGGGGGGCGAGAAAGCUCGCAGCGCGUCGGAACAUCUCGUACCCCGGCGUCGGCGGAACACGGCGAGCGCCCGCUCACUUCACUCUUGCCUCUCGUGGAUUUUCUUUUUCUUUCUUUCUUUCUUUUUUAAUCAUUUUUGAUUUUGAAAGAAAAAGAAGCACAAGAAAAUAACCACUGAUGCCUAGAAGCAGAAAUGAACUCUGAUCAGGAUUUGGCUCCGGACGGGGCCUCGGUAGCGGCCGCGUUUGCAGCGAAGGGCACCGACGUGACGCCUAAAAAAGACCGAGGGAUCACCAAGGUUGUCAAGCGUCAGGGGGAUGACGGCGAGCGGCCGAUGAUCGGAGACCGAGUGACGAUCCAUUACACUGGAAGGCUCCUCAGCGGGAAGAAGUUCGACUGUAGUCGAGAUCGCAAGGAGUCCUUUUCCUUCAAUGUCGGCAAGGGACAUGUCCUCAAAGCGUGGGAUGUUGGCGUGCUAUCGAUGCGGAGAGGAGAGGUGUGCACGCUGCUGUGCAAGCCCGAGUACGCUUUCGGCGCCACUGGAAAACCCGACAAAAUUCCUCCCAACUCGCCAGUGCUCUUUGAGAUCGAGCUGCUCCAGUUCGAAGGAGAGAAGCUCACGGAUGAUGGCGGCAUCAUCCGAAGGAUAAAGGUGAAAGGCGACGGCCACUCAAAUCCCAACGACGGCGCAAUUGUCGACGUGCAUCUGGAGGGGAGCUGCGACGGCCGACUGUUCGACGUCAGGGACGUCAGCUUUGCUGUCGGCGAGUCCGAGGAUGAAGGCGUUCCCCUGGGAGUGGACCGUGCCAUGGACAAAAUGCAGAAAGGAGAGUGUUGUAUACUCUAUUUAACAAAAAUGUACGGCUUCGGAAGAAAAGGAAAUCCAGAAUUCAAAAUUGGGCCAGACAAAGACAUCGUAUAUGAAGUGACGCUCAAAGACUUUAAAAAGGCGAAAGACCCGUGGGAAUUGAAACUGCACGAAAAGCUGAAUCUGGCUCUAGACGUCAAACAUAAAGGGAACGAGUAUUAUAAGGCGGGACACUUCUACCACGCGGUCAUCCAGCACCAGCGCGUCGUUUCCUGGCUCGAGAUGGAGUUGGGCAGUGGCUUGGAGCAGCAGAAGGAGAUUAAUGAGUUUCUCUUGGCGGCCCACCUCAACUUGGCGUUGUGUUUCUUGCGCAUUCAAGAUUACUCACUGGUCGUGGAGAACUGCAACAAGGUAAUUGAGAUCGACGCUUGCAACGAGAAGGCCUUGUACCGCCGCGGCGAGGCCCGUCUCCUCCGGAACGAGUUCAGCCUGGCCUUGGUGGAUUUUCAACACGUGCAGCAAGUCAACCCCGCAAAUCGAGCGGCUAAAAGACAGAUUGUCAACUGCCAAAAAAAGAUGAAGGAAUCCCACGAGCUGGACAAGAGGACUUACGCAAACAUGUUCCAGAAAUUGACUGAACAUAACAGCAAGGACGAGAAGACAAAGAGGAAGAGCGGCGGCCUGAACGGCGAGCUGGGCAUUAAACGUCGACGGAGUCAGGACCACGUGUGACGCCCGCGAGGAACUCAAAACGGAAAAGACUCGGCCGGACGAGAGAGCCGAGGCGCGCUGCGGCCUCCGACCCAAACCCGAUAUUCCCAUUCCGAAGCAGCGUAUACAUGUCUCUCUCUCUCUCUCUGUCGGGAAAACUGCCGGAACGCGCCUGUAAGUGGCCUCACGACCGCUCAUCUUUGCCUCUUUUUUCCAAAAUCGACAUUGACCUGCAUUUUAUCGGGUUUCUGAGACGACACGAGAUGAGAUGUUGCCUCUGCGGUCCUAUGUCCAAAUCUCCAAACAUGGCUUACCAGUGUCUGAUUUUUGCGCAUGUCACCAUUGGCAGUUUUUAUUUUAUUUUAUUAUUUUUUUUUUGGACAAAGACUUGAAUCUAACGUGCAAUUUGUUCUUUGGAUCACAAAGAUGGCUUUCGAGGAAAAAAAAAAUGUUCUGCUUUCUGCCUUUUCACGCGAGGAAAAUGUGCGUUUCCUUGAAGGUAUUCACCUUGCAUAUUUCACAUGCAAAGUCUCCCAUCAGCUGGGGCCGAACUCGUCUAAUACUGAAGAGAAAUAAGCACAAAUGAAAUAUACUAAAGGUAACCAAAACGAAAUAACCUCGCUCGCUCUCUCCCUCCCGCAAAUUUCAUUCACAAGAUUGCCUAAGGUGAAGGAAAGCGGGUGAAAAAUGGAUGAACAUUUUGGGCAAAUCACUUCAUGUAAAUUUAGCUGUGGAAUUUUGGUCAUACAGUAUUUAGGUGUCACACACAAACAUUUGAUAUUAUGCAAAUGAUUGAAAAACGACAUGAAUCGAAAAAAAGGCCUACCCAAACAUGUUUGCAUUCGAGUUGCUUUUUAUAACUCCAUUUAAGGUCCCUGAAAUACAAGUUUACAGUUUAUUCCUAUAAUUAAUCAUCAAUAUAUUCUUUUUCAACAUUAUCAUUUUCCCAAAAAGUUUCUAUACAAAAAGAUUUUAACUAUGAAAAUCGACAAAUCCUGGCUGGGAUCGAUUCCUUGAACUGUACAUAUUCAUCCAAGCAUGGUAUUAAAAGUGUUCCAUUUAACACAUCCAAAAGCCGUCGAACGGCAACCAAAAACGACUUUGCACCUUCGGGACUGAUAAAGAUUGUAAUAUGAUUUUGAAGCAAUGACUAUAUAUAUAUUUUUUAAAAAAGGUGGCAGCUUUAAUAAAUGAACACUGAACUUAAUUAAAGUAAGCGUUUCCAGGCAAACUUAUUCAAGGAUCCGGAAAAGCGUGCUGGCACACUGGCAUGUGCCAUCGGCGCUUGAGGAAAAUUAUGAAUUUUUAUAAUAUUGAGGCUUGCGACAUCAUUAAAUGGUGCAAAAUGUAACGUUAUGACCACUGGCAUUGGAAAGCCGCCCGCUAAUGUCGAAUGUGUUUCUUUCUCCUGCCGUAGUCAACUCAUAUCAUCCCAAACGUGACAAACAGAAGAUGCGGGACAUUAGUAAAGCCGUUUCGUACCAGACAAUGAUAUGGAGGUGUUUUAUAAACAUUGGUAUAUUGACAAUUUCAAAAUAAAAUAAUAAAAAAACCCAUCGCUGCCUGAACUAUAUUGCUUAUCGCGGAGUGAGCGGUAAUAUUAAUUUGCAAUGAUUAUGUGCAGUGCAUGUGAGGUUGAAGUAUUUUUUCUAAUAUAAACGAUCGUUGAUCAGUUUUUGAUUUCAAGUUUUCACUCCGAUGAGACCCCCAAAAGAGAUGAAUAAUUGGCAAAAAAAAAAAAAAAGAAGCACUCUUCCUAAUUUGGUUUGAACGGAAGCUAAGGGUUACAUCCUACACAAUGUUUACAUGUAAACAUCAGACUUGUGUUCCGUGUUUAAAGCUGGCAUUUAUGCAAAACAAAUACCUACUGGCAGAAA
Molecule: messenger RNA, 3481 nt
Organism: Syngnathoides biaculeatus (alligator pipefish)
Lineage: Eukaryota; Metazoa; Chordata; Actinopteri; Syngnathiformes; Syngnathidae
Gene: fkbp5
Product: FKBP prolyl isomerase 5
Exons: 11
Coding region: 279-1625 (448 amino acids)
Molecular function (GO): peptidyl-prolyl cis-trans isomerase activity; protein binding
Source: RefSeq, a predicted model, not a curated record